Molecule: messenger RNA, 4839 nt
Organism: Meriones unguiculatus (Mongolian gerbil)
Lineage: Eukaryota; Metazoa; Chordata; Mammalia; Rodentia; Muridae
Gene: Harbi1
Product: harbinger transposase derived 1
Exons: 3
Coding region: 251-1300 (349 amino acids)
Source: RefSeq, a predicted model, not a curated record
CCUGGCCGGAAGAGGCGGCGCCGAGCUGCGCACCGUGGCGGGCUGUGUGCGGCAGCGGGUUCCGGAGGAGGGCCUUCUCCGGCCAGGAGGGUGGAGUGUGGCCCGGUUGACGCGGUAGCUGCGGAGAGGUUUACAGAAAGAAGAUCAUAAAUGUCACCAAUGGUUAGCUGUUAAGUCCUGACACUUUUUGUGCCAACCUCUUCAUUGGGAAAAACUUAGGAAAAGAUAGAAGACUCUGUCCACAUUGGCAAUGGCUAUACCAAUAACAGUGCUUGACUGUGAUCUCUUGCUGUAUGGCCGAGGCCACCGGACCUUGGACCGUUUUAAGCUGGAUGAUGUGACUGAUGACUACUUGAUGUCCAUGUAUGGAUUUCCCCGACAGUUCAUUUACUAUUUAGUGGAACUCUUGGGGGCAAGUCUUUCUCGACCUACUCAGCGAUCUAGGGCUAUUAGCCCAGAGACACAGAUCCUGGCGGCUUUAGGCUUCUAUACCUCAGGUUCCUUCCAGACUCGGAUGGGAGACGCAAUUGGAAUUAGUCAAGCCUCUAUGAGUCGCUGUGUUGCCAAUGUCACUGAAGCCCUUGUGGAAAGGGCCUCACAGUUCAUUCACUUUCCAGCUGAUGAAGCUGCUAUACAGUCUCUAAAGGAUGAAUUCUAUGGAUUGGCAGGGAUGCCUGGGGUGAUAGGGGUGGUUGACUGUAUCCACGUGGCAAUCAAGGCACCAAAUGCUGAAGACCUCUCUUAUGUGAACCGCAAGGGUCUGCAUUCUUUGAACUGCCUGGUGGUGUGUGACAUCAGAGGGACACUAAUGACCGUGGAGACAAACUGGCCAGGUAGCCUCCAGGACUGUGCUGUGUUACAGCAGUCUUCUCUAAGCAGUCAGUUUGAAACUGGGAUGCCCAAAAAUAGCUGGCUUCUUGGCGACAGCUCCUUCUUUCUCCAUACCUGGCUCAUGACUCCACUUCAUGUUCCUGAAACUCCAGCGGAGUAUCGCUAUAAUAGGGCCCAUUCGGCAACACACAGUGUGAUCGAGAAGACUUUGCGGACCCUCUGUUCUAGGUUCCGAUGCCUGGAUGGAUCGAAGGGGGCGUUGCAGUAUUCACCAGAGAAAUCCAGCCACAUCAUCUUGGCUUGCUGUGUCCUGCACAACAUUUCCUUGGAACAUGGAAUGGAUGUUUGGUCCUCUCCAAUGACUGGACCCAUUGAACAGCCCCCUGGGGGCGAGUUUGAGCAAAUGGAGUCUCUGGACUUAGAGGCUGACCGAAUCCGGCAGGAGCUGAUGCUCACUCAUUUUAGUUAGUGUGGAACUCAGGAGGAGGGACACUUUCUAGAAUGAACUAUAACAACCUUCCACAAAGUUACCAGCCCAUCACAAAAUUCUGUGGUCCAGCAUGACUGAAUGUGCACACUUGUCAUAAAUUAACAUUUUAGAAGGGCAGGGGGUGGGGGGACACAUGCCAGCCCUUGCAAAUGUGUCAACUAGAUCAAAACCAAGACAGUGUUUCCCUAGUGUAAGGUGAAUCCCAGGCUAUGCACCCCUUUUUUGAAGGUUCACUGAUUACAAUGGCAAAGUCACAUCACAUAGUAAAGGAGAAAACAGCACAUAACCAAAGCAUUUUGUUGUUUCAUUUAUCUGGAGAUCUCAAGUGAAAAUGUUUGUCCUUAUUUAUUGCUAUUUUGUUUGAGACAUUUUUUUCUAUGUAGCAUGGACUUGCCUGGUGCUCACUUUGUAGCCCAGGUUGGCCUGGAACUUGUAGCAGCCCUCCUGCUUCAGCUUCCCAAAUGUCCUGAUUCUUUGUUUUUAUCCUUUGCUGUCUACAGAGACAAAUAGGAAGAAAGAAUGAAUUUAGUUGAGAAAUGGUCCUCUUUUUUGUUUGUUUGUUUUUGGUUUCUCUGUGUAGCCUUGGCUGUCCUGGACUUGCUUUGUAGACCAGGCUGUCCUUGAACGUACAGAGAAUCCCCCUGCCUCUGCUCCUCGAGUGCUGGGAUUACUGUGUGCGUUGCUACACCCUUCCAGAAAUGGUCUUCUAAUAAGAGUAGGUGAGCAUUCGUCCAGCAUGUGUGACGGCUCGAUCCCUAGAACUGAAGACAGACUAAAUAGUAAUAAGAGAAAGGAACUAGCAGUGUGCAUUUGCAGGGUUGUUUGGAAGAGGGCAUUAGGGACAGUGGGAAGCACCAUCCUUGGCAUGCCAGCUCUAACUGGACUAUGAUUUGGAUCUAGUUCUUAGAGGGAACAUCUGAAUUCCAGACCUUAGUCUACCCUUGAGUCGGUCAGAGCCUAAGCUUGAAGAAGGUAACUCAAAUAUAAAUAAAAUAUUAAGUUUAUACCUUACAGAUGCUCUAAGACCCUGGCAGUUCAAUGAACAAAAGAGUCCUACAAGUUUAUAAAAUUCCUAUCUAACUAAACUACAUUAAAAAAAUAACAUUGAUUUAUUUUGUGUGUGGGUGGUGUAGAGGUCAGAAUACAACUUGUGGGUCUCAGAGAUUAAAUUCGUACCAGGCUUGGCAGCAAGCAUCUUUACCUGCUGAGAUAUCUUGCUGGCCUGAUAUUUCUUUCUUCUUUCCUUUUUCCUUUUUAAUGUGGCAAUGAGAUUGAAUUUAAGAGUCUGCUUUCUAGCAGGGCUUGGUGGUGCACGCCUGUGAUCCCAGCACUCAGGGAGGCAUAGGCAGGUAGAUUGCUGUGAGUUCAAGGUCAGCUUGGUCUACAAAGUGAGUACAGGACAGCCAAGGCUACACAGAGAAACCCUGUCUCAAAAAAUAAAUAAAUAAAAACAAAAGGCCUAAUUUCUGUAUGCUCGGCAAGUGUUCUACCUCUAAGCUAUAUCCUUAGCUUGCUGUUUUUGUUUGCAUUUUAUUACUCUGUUGUCCAAGCUGGCCUGGAACUCACUAACUCAGGCCUUAAACUUGUAAUCGUCCUGAGUCACCCUCCUUAGCAGUUGGGAUUACAGACCUGUGCCGUGUUGUGGUUGUUAUGGCUGUGGUAAGAAUAUUUAUAUAGUAUAUUUUGGAAUUCUUUAUACAGAGGACAAUUCUGGGGUAAAAAAAAAAAGGAUCUUAGAGCCAGGCAUAGUGGCUCAUGCCUGUAAUCCUAGCACUCAGGAGGCUGAAGCAGUUAUGUUCUGAUUUCAAAGACAACUUGUACCACAGUCUCAGGCCAGUCUGGGCUACUGUGGGAGCCUUGUCUUUGAAAAGCAGAAGUACAAAGCAUGGCUUGAAAUAAACUGUGGAGUUAGACCUUAGAAAAUAUUAUAUGCAGAGUGAUAGACAGAACUUCCCAGGAAAUAAAUAACCCCCUAACAAGUCUUGUUCUAAAAUUUCACUGCUGUAAAAACAACCUGAUAGGGAUAAUAGAAGUGUGAAUUAGGUUCACACAUCGGUGUCUUUGCUGGGACUAAAAAGAGAUUUUCCUGAGGAUUGUCUUGUUCCCAGUUUCUCAGUCACUUAUCAUGUAACACCUCUGAAUUGGCCCCUUGGAUCAUUUUCUACCUGCCUUUGGCAGUGUUAAUCUGGUGAUUUUCAAAGUAAAGAAGUGAACAGCUGAUGACAGAGAAAUGUGGAAAUAAAUUGAGGGUGACUCAUCCUCAAGAUUAAAAACAAUUAUGGAUUAUUAUCUGCUGUUUAUUUCCAUUCCAAAUUCUGUUUCUUAUCAUUUUCCUCUGUGAAGAGUGGGUCGCUUGGCAGGAGAGUGAAUUUAAUGAGUACAAGGAGGUCCUAGAGGGGGGAUGGACAGUAGAUGGUUGAUAGAAACUAGUUCUGAGCAUUAUACAAUGAAGACUUUGUUACAUUUUGUUCUUUGUACACUUUUUUUUUCUAUUUAUUUUGAGAUAUUAUCUCACUAGGCAGCCAUGGCUAGCCUGGUACUGAUUAUUUAGCUCAGGGUGUCCUCAUAUUCAGCAGUCUUCCUGUCUUUGUUUCCUAGGUACUAGAAUGACAGAUACACCACAGUACUUAGCUCUGUUUUUGUUGGUUGGUUUUUAUUUUAUUAAGACAGUUUUACCAUGUAGCUUUAUUUUACCUAAAACUCAAUGAAUAGACCAGGCUGGCUUUGGAGUCAUAGAAGUCCAUCUGUUUAUGGAGUGCUGGGAUUAAAGGCCUUAAUCAGCCACCUGUUUUUUGUUUUGUUUUUCUUUUUCCAGACAGGCUUUCUUUGUAUAGCGUUGGCUGUCCCAGACUUGCUUUGUAGAUCAGGCUAGCCUUGAACUCAUAGGGAUCCCCUUACCUCUCCCUCCCUGAGUGCUUGAAUUGAAGGUGUGUGCCACCACGACUGUCUCAGCCACUUGCUUUUCUUUCCUUCCUUCCUUCCUUCCUUCCUUCCUUCCUUCCUUCCUUCCUUCCUUCCUUCCUUCCUUCCUAUCGAGACAGGGUUUCUUUGUGUAGCCCUGGCUGUCUUGGAACUCGCUCUAUAGAUCAGGUUGGCUUCAAACUCAGAGAUCCACUUGCUUCUGCUCAUAAGGGCUGGGAUUAAAGACAUGUGCCACCAUUCCUGGCAUUGUAUAUAUGUAUGUAUUUAGUUUGUUAUUUAUUUAUUGCUGGGGAAUCAAAUCCAGAACCCAGCACACAUACUUAAGCAUUCUACUUGGGGCUACAACUUCAUAGUGUGCAAAACUUAACAAUAGCUUGUUUUGUCUCCCUCAUAAGAUAUGCAGCCUCCUCAGACUUGCCACCCUCCUCGUUUAGCUUCCAAAUGCUGAGAAAAAGAAGAAAACAAAACAAAACCAAAACUGAAAGCUUCUACCCCUGUGUGUGUCCUCAUCUUUGGGUCUGUUUUAUUGUCUAGAUUUUACCAAGAUUUUAUAAAACUGUAUGUAUAAAAGAUGAUAGACUAAAAAUUUAACAUUC